AGCUGACAACAUUGUAAAAUCAGGUGUUUUGCUUAGUGCGUUUUUUAGUUUUUGUGGUUUUUAUGUUGUUCUGUGAUUUUGUUUCGUUUCGUGGUGGUUUAUGGUUUCGUGGGUGUUUUCAUUUUCAUUUGCAAUUUUCCAUUUUCAACUGUGAUUUCCAAGUCCAAGUGUUUCGCCAGCUCUUAUUUGUUAUUUGCAAGUUAGAAGUUUACACAUAAAAAUAAAUUUCAGAUAAUUCAAAAAUGCCUGCUGGAGGUGCAUUAUUUGGAAGCGCUGCUGCUGGUCCUGGUUCAACCGGAGGAAAUAAACAUCUUAUUGAAGUUAGAGCUGGAAAAAUGACCUUAAAAGGUCGAAUGGUUUAUCCAGAUACACGUAAAGGGCUGUUAUAUGUUUACCAAAGUGAUGAUUCAUUGAUGCACUUUUGCUGGCAGGAUCGCACAACUGGCAUUGUUGAAGAUGACUUGAUUAUAUUUCCAGAUGAUUGUGAAUAUGCAAAAAUUCCCCAGUGUACUACUGGUAGGGCUUAUUUGUUAAAAUUCAAGUCGUCUAACAAAAAGUUCUUCUUUUGGUUACAAGAACCAAAAUCUGAUAAGGAUGAAGAUAAUUGCAAGAGAAUUAAUGAGUUAUUGAAUAAUCCUUCAAGUGCUGUUCAAAAUACACCAAAUCCUGAUCAAGACUUACAAUCUUUGCUUAACAACAUGUCUCAGUCGCAACUGAUGCAACUUUUUGGUAGCGGUGUUGGCCAAAUGGGAGGUCUAUCAAGUCUUUUAGGAACUAUUAGGGGUCCAAACAGUGGCAGCGCCCGUACCAAUACAACUCCUGCAAUUACUCAUAGAACCACCACUACAACAGUUCCUAGCACACCGACCACCACCACUACCACCCCAAGCACCCAACCAUCUGCAACAGCUGGCUCAACGACACCCCAAAACUCUACAAUUCCUACAGUAACUCCAGAUGCUCCCAGGGCUAGGGGAAGAAACACCACCAGGGCUCCCGAAUCUCCAUCAUUUGAACCAAUUCAAUUGGCCGAUUUGCAAAAUUUCUUGACCGGUAUCGCCCCACCAUCAGGAAACGCUGGUGCAGCUGCGCAACAGCAAUCUGUGGAUUUGUCCACAGCGUUAACAAGCGAAAGUCUAGCUGGAGUACUGAACGAUCCAGAUACUCUUCAACAAUUACAGAACCAUCUACCUGCCGUUGAUCAAAAUACUCAAGAGGCCUUAAGGUCCACAUUGGCGUCACCUCAAUUUCAACAAGCCGUGUCUCAGUUUUCCAGCGCUCUGGAAUCCGGUCAAUUGGGUCCUAUUGUCUCCCAAUUAUCCGUAAAUCCAGACGCCGUAGCCGCCGCAGCGCAAGGGAAUAUGGCGGACUUUGUGAAAGCUUUAGAGAAAUCGUCGAGUGAGGCGUCCGCAGAUAAAGAUAAGGAUAAAGAAGCUGGACAAAAAAAGGAAGACAAGAAGAAGGAUGAUGAUGAAGAUCAGAUGCAACUUGAUUAGAUUAAAAUGUGCUUUCAAAUAAUAAUAUUAUAGUAGUGUGGCUUAAUUUUACUGCAAGAAAAAUGUUUAAAUAUAAUCAAAUUUCUUAAAAGCUUUUUUUCUACAUUGGAUAGAAUAUACAUAAUUUAUUUCCUUUUUACAAAUUACAGUUAUACAUACAAUACAAAUCAUAACAAUAAAAACACACUAAAAUUGACUUUGCACAUGGCUUUCGACAUCUGAAGGGGUGGAUUUGAAGUCAAUCACAAUUCUGACUCUCGCCAAUGCAAACAAAUUCUAAUCUUAUCCCAAUUCUCUUGAUUCUCUUAAAGCCACCCUUGUGACAUCGUUUAGAAUGGGCAAUCUAAUAAUUUUACUAGAAUUGGGGAUUAUUCAUUUUCAUAUUUCCAAAAUUGUAAUUUUAUUGUUUGAUUCCAAUCCAUCGUAACCAAGUCUUUUAUUAAGUUUCAUUUCAAUUGUACAGGGUGUUUCUAAAGUAAUCUGAAAUGUUGUGGGCGAUUCGUCAUUCAAUUUUAAGACCAAGAGCUCUUAUAAAUAUGUGUGAUAGGUUUUGUCGUUUAUGAAAUGCAGGGUGUUGACUUUUUGUAAUAUACGAGCUCUAACUGUAAGUGAAAGUUACCAUAAAUUUUCCUUAGUGAUACUAACUGGUUCCCUAAACUACUUACAAGGCUGUAAUGUCAUUCACAACAAUCCUGGUAUCUUUGAACUUAUUCAGCAAUCCAUUAGACUUCAAGCAAAGCUUCUAUUGUAGCUGGAGCUUCACAUUUUGAACAUCUGCUAUGAAAUGUAAUACUACUUUUAUGUUUAUCACAAUUUAUUGCUCCUAUUAAAAUAAUAAAAAAGUAACAUCUAUCUCAUAUGGACAAAACCAAUCAAACAUGUUCAUAGGAGCAUUUCGACUUAAAAUUGAAUGAUGAAUCGCCCACAACAAUAUUUCCAGAUUAUUUUGGAAAUACCAUGUAUAUUCUAAAAUAAAUGCAUCUUUUUAUAUAUAUUUUUUUUUAGUAUUCUUUCCGUCAUAAGUUUUAGCUAUAUUUAAAUAGAAUUCCAAUUUUAAAAUUAUUAUUAGAGUAUUGUAAUCGAAAAAAAGUCACUCUCCGAGAUUAUUUCAGAUCUUCCUGUUUCAGGGUCUCUAGAUUAGGAAAAACAUGUUUCCCCAUUUCGUCAGUUUGUUUGUUGGUGCAAUAGUUCUAAGAACGACUUCAAAUUCUGUAUGCAGGUAAGGCUUUUUUUCUGAUUCGAAACCAGUAAUACUUCCAGUCAGUUAUAUAAAGGGUGAGCAAUUUAAAAGAAAUUAUUUAUUUUUGAUAGUCUGCAGAUUUCGACUAAAAUUAGUAACUGAGUAUUUUAAAAGUCAAAUAUAUAACGGAUCCUAAAUAAAUUUUUACAAAUUCAAAACGGUGUAGAAAAGAAUCGUACUUAUUCGAAGAAGGUCCCCCUUGAAUCAAAAUAGCAAAAAGUGUCCUCUUGGUUUGUGUAACUGGACCAUUUUAAAAGCAGUCAUCGUUCAAUAACGGUAAACGUGACGAAUUAAACCGAGGGACGUGAAGUUAGAGUUUGGGUGGGAUCAAGAGGAAGAUCGAUGGAGAGAGGAAGUUAAAAAAAGAAAAAGCAUAUAGGAAUGCUAAAAAAAUAAAGUAAGAGACAAAAACAAAGAAGAAUAAGCAUAUAAACUUGCAGAAAAAGAAAGUAAAAUGUAGGAAUGCUAAAAAAGAAAGUAAAACACAAAAAAGAAAGGAAGAUACAUAUAAAGAUAUGGAAAAUGAAAAAGAUAAAGAAGUUAAAUAAAAAAAAGAAUAUAAACUUGAAGAAAAGAAAGUAAGAAACAAAAGAAGAAGAAAAGGCAUAUAGGGAUUCUGAAAAUGAAAGGAAGAGACGAAAAAGAAGAAAAAGCAUAUAAAGAGAUGCUGAAAAAAACAAAGAAGUUAAAAGACAAAAAAGAGAAGGCAAGGCAUAUAAAUUUGCAAAAAAGAAAAUAAGAUACAAAAAGAGAAGAAAAAGCAUGUAGGGAUGCUGAAAAGAAAGUAAGAAACAAAAAAGUUGAACAAGCAUAUAGAGAUGUAGAAAAAGAUCAAACAGUUAAGAAGACAAAAAAGAGAAGAGUAAACAUACAGACUUGCAGAAAAGAAAGUAAGAGACAAAAAAGAGAAGAAAAAGCAUAUAAGGAUGCUGAAACAGAAAGUAAAAGACAAAUAAAGAAAGCAAGAUAUAUAUGAAGAUGCGGAAAAUGAAAAAGAAAGAAGUUAAAAGAAAAAGAAAAGAAUCAUACAAACUUGCAGAAAAGAAAGUAAGAAAUAAAAAAGAAGAAAAAGCAUGUAGGAAUGCUGAAAAAGAAAAAGAGAAACAUGUUAAAAGAUAAAAAAGAGAAGACGAAGCAAAUAAACUUGUAGAAAACAAAAAAGAAGAAAAAGCAUAUGGGGAUGUGAAUUAUCAAGACCAUUCCCUAACAUCAAAGUUGAAUACUUGGAGAUUUGAAAAAAAGCCUGCCGCAGUCAUGAAUCCAACCCGAAAAUCCUUGUAUGCUAGACAAGUGCCCUUCUUUCUAGAUCAUCACAUUGUAUACGUUGGACCCGCACUAGCACAUCAAAUUUUUGUUUAUGAAUCUCGACAAUAAAUGUCAUGAUGGUUGAUACACAUAUAAAGGGGUUAGAUUUUAAAGCAAAAUAAAAUUUUAUUUUACACUUUUGACCUAUAACAUAUGCGAUGUUAAAUUUCUCAGGAGUUGGGUACUUAAACUACUUAAAGGGAUAUUAUUAAAAUAAAACUAAUCGAUUCUCUUACGUGAUUUAAUAAAAUGAUGCUGUAUAAAGGUAUUUGAAUAUUUGAGAUCGAGCCGUCGGGCCUGAACUAGCACAUUAAAUUUCUGUCUAGGAAUCUCGACAGUCAAUGUCGUAAUGAUCUAGUAGGAAGGUCACUUAUCUAGCAUACAAGCAUGCCUCGUUCGAUUCCCGGCUGCGACAAGAUUUUUUAAAUCUCCCAAGUAAUUAUUUACAACUUUGUGGUUUGGUCAUGGGCUUGAUAGUUCGUAGGGGGAUAUUUGAAAUUAGUUUCUGAAUUUUCAAAUUAUUGUCUAUUAAAAUAGUCUUUAUUUAAAAAAAUAAUUAAACAUUGAUUUGAAAGUUCGUAAAAUUGAAUCUAAAAUGAAUAAAAUUUAAAAAAUUAACUAAUUUACUUAACCUAUGCAAACUGGAGGCAUCGCAAAUUCCUUCAAAAAAAUAAUACAAUAAAUAAGAAAAAAUUUAAAAAACCUAACUAAUAUACCUAACCUGUGCGGCCUGAAGUCAUCGCGAAUUCCUUAAAAAAUAUAUAUACAAUAAAUAAGAAAAAUUGGAAAAACUAAGUUACUUAACCUGUGCAGCUUGGAGCCAUCGUAGGUUAGGCAACCCCUCUUUCUGGGACGUAGAUAAACCCGGUCCUUCGUCUGCUGAAACCACGCAUGUCCCCGAUGAAACUUACAGUGAUGGUAGGCUGCUGAUAUAUUGAUCCCACCUGAUGUUCAUCAUCUUUUUCUUGAAACUUCAACUCAAGUGAUGCUCCUGGAGAAGAGUAUUAUUAUAAUUCUUGCCACGCCAAUUUUGAGGGUAUACGCCAAUGUUUGGAAGCAAUGGAUUGGGAUGGGCUUUUUCAAGGAAAAGAACUUUCAGAAAUGAUUCUUACUCAUUAUGACACUUUGUACUCGGUAAUUGAGUUAGUUGUUCCCUUAAAGAAAUUUGUUAUAAACAGCAGUGGCGGUUUGCCCGUAAAGGCACUUGGGCACGUGCCCUAGUAUAAUAAACAAAAAAAAAUCACUUUCAUAUUUUAUAUUUUCCUCAAUGCCUAUUAUUAUUUUAUCUAAUACUCAGCGCAAACCGCGUUGGCACGACACUGGACGACCGGGCGUUGAGCGACAUUCCGAGAAUUCCGAAAUUAAGUGGAAGAUGGGCACAGUAAAUGUGUGCCUCUGUUGUUUUCUCUUUCAUUAUGAUGCGAAAAACAAGGACAACGACAAUAUCGCUUAGCAAGAGAUGAACACAUGCGAUGGAUUAUACGUCACAAGCAGGGCGCUGUCCUCAGCGUGACGUGCUUUACCCAUGGCACAGAUUACCUAGACCCACCCUAGACCAGAUACGAAUGUACGCAGCGGUUUAAGGUGCGAGUUUGUUGGACCAUGAUAAUAAUUCAUUUAUUGUGAUUACGAAAAAACGUUAGUUGGACCAUUGAAAUAGUUAAGAAAUAAAACUACAAAGAAAAAUAUUUUUUUUUAUAAAGCAGUCAAAAAUAUGAUGAAAAAAAUCAACAAUAUUUAUAAAUGGGACAAAAUUUUAAUUUUUCUUUUGGUUUUGUCUGACUUUUUCGAGGAUUUCAAAUCUCUCUUUGCUUAUAUAAGAGUAUAAAAAAUUCUAAGUCUUAUAAAUAAUUUAAUGGUGUACAUUUUCGCAAAUUGUUGGCAAGGAUGACCAAAUUCUAUUUUGCUCAUCUCAAAAAGGUAUGCGUUGGAAAUUCCAACUAAACAGGACUGUCCAAAAUUAUGAAAUAUUCAGUCAGUUAAGAUCACAAUGCAGGAUUAUAUCUAGAGAAUGCUAUUCAAAUUACAUAUAUUCUGUUGAAAGUUUUGUUAAAGCCGUUUGGAAUUUUGUAAGUGCCAAAAGAUCUAAUAACACCAUACCUGAUAUUAUGAACCUUGAAGACUCUUUUGCUUCUUGUGGCAGUGAAGUAUCAAAACUUAAUAUUUCCUCUUACCACAAUUUCUAUUUCGAUCAUUUAUGAGAAAUUAUUUUAUCUUGACAUAAAGAAAGGUCCAGGUCCUGACAUUAUUCCUCCCAUCCUACUCAGAAAUUGCAGCUUCGUAUUGUCUCGCCCUCUCUUCCAUAUUUUCAAUAAAUAUAUCGCCACAGGUGAGUUUUCAGGUUAUUGGAAACUAUCUUAUGUUACCCCAAUAUACAAAUCGGGUAGCAAGUCAGACGUCAAAAAUUACCGACCUAUUCUCAGUACUAUACCUAAGGUUUUUGAGAACAUUAUAACAGACUACCUACCUAGCAUCAUAACGGUUCAUCAACAUGGUUAUGUGCUGGGAAAUCGACUGGAUUAAAUCUAGUUACCUACAUCGACUUCCUGUCGGAAGCUUUG
Molecule: messenger RNA, 6602 nt
Organism: Psylliodes chrysocephalus
Lineage: Eukaryota; Metazoa; Arthropoda; Insecta; Coleoptera; Chrysomelidae
Source: the annotation of a GenBank genome assembly